Messenger RNA from Mirounga angustirostris (Northern elephant seal), 5681 nucleotides. RefSeq names its product protein tyrosine phosphatase receptor type M (gene PTPRM). Gene Ontology annotation, cellular component: membrane. Lineage: Eukaryota; Metazoa; Chordata; Mammalia; Carnivora; Phocidae. Bases 458 to 4891 code for a protein of 1477 amino acids. Gene Ontology annotation, molecular function: protein tyrosine phosphatase activity; protein binding. Gene Ontology annotation, biological process: protein dephosphorylation. The transcript is spliced from 32 exons. The record is from RefSeq and is a predicted model, not a curated record.
AGCCGGCGCGGGCUCGGCCAUCGGCGCACCGCCGCCCCCGGGGCUGGGCUCGCGCCUGCGGGCGCAGAGGCGGCGGUCAGGACGCGCGCGCCCAGCGCCACGGCCACGGCCGGCGGCUCGGGUUCCGAGCAGGGGAAGGAGAGCGGCGGCGGGUGCAGGCGCCGGAACGGAGGGCGGAUUUUGGCUCCGCGGGCGCGCCCUCCGCUCCUUCUCGCAGCCGCGCCAUACGCCUAGUGGGGCAGGCGGCAGGGGAAGAGGAGCCAGGACCCUCUCCCCCGGCCUCUGGAGCUGCCGGAGUUCGGACUUCUGCAACUGUUGACACUUUGGAGCUCCGGUUCUGUUUUUGGCUGUUUACCUUUCUCUUCUGGCUGCCUGGAAAUCCAAGCUCCCGUCCGCCCUCCGCCCUCGCGCGCCCACCCAGCGCCGCCUGGGAGCGGCCCGGCGCGCACUCGGCAACAUGAGGAGACUUGGGACAUGCCUGGCGACUUUGGCCGGACUUUUGCUAACUGCAGCAGGGGAGACGUUUUCAGGUGGUUGCCUUUUUGAUGAGCCAUAUAGCACUUGUGGAUAUAGUCAAGCUGAAGAUGAUGACUUCCAUUGGGAGCAGGUGAACACCUUGACCAAACCAACUUCUGAUCCAUGGAUGCCAUCAGGCUCUUUCAUGCUGGUGAACACAUCUGGGAGACCUGAGGGGCAGAGAGCCCACCUCCUCUUACCUCACCUGAAAGAAAACGACACCCAUUGCAUUGAUUUUCACUAUUUUGUAUCCAGCAAGAGUAACACUGCUCCUGGGUUACUCAAUGUCUAUGUGAAGGUCAAUAAUGGGCCUUUGGGGAAUCCUAUCUGGAACAUAUCUGGAGACCCUACCCGCACGUGGAACAGGGCAGAACUGGCCAUUAGUACAUUCUGGCCUAAUUUUUAUCAGGUGGUUUUUGAAGUGAUAACUUCUGGACAUCAAGGCUACCUUGUUAUUGAUGAAGUGAAGGUAUUAGGACAUCCGUGCACCAGAACUCCCCACUUCCUGCGGAUUCAGAACGUGGAAGUCAAUGCAGGCCAGUUUGCCACCUUCCAGUGCAGCGCCAUCGGCCGGACCGUAGUGGGUGACCGGCUCUGGUUGCAGGGCAUUGAUGUGCGCGAUGCUCCUCUCAAGGAAAUAAAGGUGACUAGUUCCCGGCGAUUCAUAGCUUCCUUUAAUGUCAUGAACACAACAAAACGAGAUGCUGGGAAGUACCGCUGCAUGAUUCGCACCGAAGGAGGUGUUGGAAUAUCAAACUAUGCAGAAUUGGUAGUUAAAGAGCCCCCCGUUCCCAUUGCUCCACCUCAGCUUGCCUCCGUGGGGGCAACCUACCUUUGGAUUCAACUCAACGCCAACUCCAUCAAUGGGGAUGGGCCCAUUGUCGCCCGAGAGGUGGAGUACUGCACAGCAAGUGGGAGCUGGAAUGACCGACAGCCAGUGGACUCCACGAGUUACAAAAUUGGGCACCUCGACCCGGAUACGGAGUAUGAGAUCAGCGUGCUGCUCACCAGGCCGGGGGAAGGUGGCACUGGGUCUCCUGGGCCAGCCCUCAGAACCAGGACAAAGUGUGCCGAUCCCAUGCGUGGUCCAAGAAAACUGGAAGUGGUAGAAGUCAAAUCUCGACAAAUCACUAUCCGCUGGGAGCCAUUUGGAUAUAACGUAACUCGCUGCCAUAGUUAUAAUCUCACAGUCCACUACUGUUACCAAGUCGGAGGACAGGAGCAAGUGCGAGAAGAAGUAAGCUGGGACACAGAUAAUUCACACCCUCAACAUACGAUCACUAACCUUUCACCGUAUACCAAUGUCAGUGUGAAACUCAUCCUCAUGAAUCCUGAGGGACGGAAGGAAAGUCAAGAACUCAUAAUACAGACGGAUGAAGAUUUGCCAGGUGCUGUUCCUACUGAAUCCAUCCAAGGAAGUACUUUUGAAGAGAAGAUAUUUCUUCAGUGGCGAGAACCAAUUCAAACAUAUGGUGUCAUCACUUUAUAUGAGAUCACCUACAAAGCAGUCAGUUCCUUUGACCCCGAAAUAGACUUAUCCAAUCAAAGUGGAAGAGUUUCAAAACUGGGGAAUGAAACCCAUUUUCUGUUCUUUGGACUGUAUCCAGGGACCACGUACUCCUUCACCAUCCGAGCUAGCACAGCUAAGGGGUUUGGACCUCCAGCAACAAAUCAGUUCACCACCAAAAUAUCAGCACCCUCUAUGCCGGCUUAUGAACUCGAGACCCCUUUGAAUCAGACGGACAACACAGUGACAGUCAUGCUGAAGCCAGCACACAGCCGAGGCGCGCCUGUCAGCGUCUAUCAAGUAGUUGUUGAGGAAGAACGUCCUCGAAGAACUAAAAAGACAACAGAAAUCUUGAAGUGCUACCCUGUGCCAAUUCACUUCCAGAAUGCGUCAAUAUUGAACUCACAGUACUACUUUGCUGCAGAAUUCCCAGCGAACAGUCUCCAAGCUGCUCAGCCUUUUACUAUUGGUGAUAAUAAGACAUACAAUGGAUACUGGAACACUCCCCUUCUCCCCCAUAAAAGCUACAGAAUUUAUUUCCAAGCUGCUAGUAGAGCCAAUGGGGAAACCAAAAUAGACUGUGUCCGAGUGGCCACAAAAGCUGCGAUAAUCGUGACUCAGCUUACAACACCUUACAUUCGCAUCGCCCCUGCUGCAGGCGACGACCAACUGACAGGAGCUGCCACCCCGAAACCAGUCCCAGAACCCGAGAAGGAAACAGACCAUACAGUCAAAAUUGCUGGAGUCAUUGCUGGCAUCUUGCUGUUCGUUAUUAUAUUUCUUGGAGUUGUGUUGGUAAUGAAGAAAAGGAAACUAGCCAAGAAGCGGAAGGAGACAAUGAGCAGCACGAGGCAGGAGAUGACUGUGAUGGUGAACUCAAUGGACAAGAGCUAUGCCGAGCAAGGCACCAACUGCGAUGAGGCAUUCUCAUUCAUGGACACACACAAUCUGAACGGGAGAUCUGUGUCUUCACCCUCGUCCUUUACAAUGAAAACGAAUACACUGAGCACAUCGGUGCCCAAUUCUUACUACCCAGACGAAAGCCACACGAUGGCCAGCGACACCAGCAGCUUGGUGCAGUCGCACACUUACAAGAAGCGAGAGCCGGCCGACGUGCCCUACCAGACCGGGCAGCUUCACCCCGCCAUCCGGGUGGCCGACCUGCUCCAGCACAUCACGCAGAUGAAGUGUGCCGAGGGCUACGGCUUCAAGGAGGAAUACGAGAGCUUCUUUGAAGGGCAGUCCGCACCAUGGGACUCUGCUAAGAAAGAUGAAAACAGAAUGAAGAACAGAUAUGGGAAUAUCAUUGCAUAUGAUCAUUCACGGGUGAGGCUGCAGACCAUAGAAGGAGAUACCAACUCAGACUACAUCAAUGGAAAUUAUAUCGAUGGUUAUCAUCGACCCAAUCAUUAUAUUGCUACCCAAGGACCAAUGCAAGAGACCAUCUAUGACUUCUGGAGGAUGGUGUGGCACGAAAACACCGCAAGCAUCAUAAUGGUCACCAACCUCGUGGAAGUGGGAAGGGUCAAAUGCUGCAAGUACUGGCCAGAUGACACAGAGAUAUAUAAAGACAUUAAGGUCACCCUAAUAGAAACAGAACUACUGGCAGAAUAUGUGAUAAGAACAUUUGCUGUCGAAAAGAGAGGUGUUCACGAAAUCCGUGAGAUCAGACAGUUUCACUUCACUGGCUGGCCGGAUCACGGGGUACCCUAUCAUGCCACAGGGCUGCUGGGGUUCGUCCGGCAGGUCAAAUCCAAGAGCCCGCCCAACGCAGGCCCAUUGGUGGUGCACUGCAGUGCUGGUGCAGGGAGGACCGGCUGUUUCAUCGUGAUCGAUAUCAUGUUGGACAUGGCAGAAAGAGAAGGCGUGGUUGACAUCUAUAACUGCGUGCGGGAGCUGCGGUCACGGAGGGUGAACAUGGUGCAGACAGAGGAGCAGUAUGUGUUUAUCCAUGAUGCCAUCCUGGAAGCCUGUCUUUGUGGUGACACCUCAGUCCCUGCUUCCCAAGUUAGGUCUCUGUAUUAUGACAUGAACAAACUGGAUCCGCAGACUAACUCCAGCCAGAUUAAAGAGGAGUUCCGGACCCUGAACAUGGUGACGCCGACCCUGCGCGUGGAAGACUGCAGCAUCGCGCUGCUGCCCCGGAACCACGAGAAGAACCGCUGCAUGGACAUCCUGCCCCCGGACCGCUGCCUGCCCUUCCUCAUCACCAUCGACGGGGAGAGUAGCAACUACAUCAACGCCGCCCUCAUGGACAGCUAUAAACAGCCUUCGGCUUUUAUAGUCACCCAGCAUCCUUUGCCAAACACAGUGAAAGACUUCUGGAGACUGGUCCUGGAUUAUCACUGCACGUCAGUGGUUAUGCUAAAUGAUGUGGAUCCUGCCCAGUUGUGUCCGCAGUACUGGCCAGAGAAUGGAGUUCACAGACAUGGCCCCAUCCAAGUGGAAUUUGUUUCUGCUGACUUAGAAGAAGACAUCAUCAGCAGGAUAUUCCGUAUUUAUAAUGCAGCCAGACCCCAAGAUGGAUAUCGGAUGGUGCAGCAAUUCCAGUUCCUGGGCUGGCCCAUGUACAGGGACACGCCAGUGUCCAAGCGCUCCUUCUUGAAGCUCAUUCGCCAAGUGGAUAAGUGGCAGGAAGAAUACAACGGUGGUGAAGGCCGCACAGUUGUGCACUGCUUGAACGGGGGAGGCCGUAGUGGGACGUUCUGUGCCAUCAGCAUCGUCUGUGAGAUGCUCCGGCACCAGAGGACGGUGGACGUCUUCCACGCGGUGAAGACGCUGAGGAACAACAAGCCCAACAUGGUGGACCUCCUGGAUCAGUACAAGUUCUGCUACGAGGUGGCUCUGGAAUACUUGAAUUCUGGCUGAUGGCAUAAACAGCUCUGCACACCAACCCUUUCAUCCCACAAAGCCAAGACGUUCCAUGGUAUUUGUGUUGAUGAGAUGAAGACUUCUCAAUAUGCUUAUUUUGCUUUGCAUAAUUGGCUCUUUUUAAGAGCCCAAGAAAGUGUUUCUAAAACUGCUUUGCACUGCCCAAUUCCCAGCAAUGCUGCUGCCUGACGGAAAACCACACACAGCAGAGUCAUCAAAUACUGUCCUAGGCAUCGGCUUGUUAGAGCAGUGUAGACAUCUGGUAAACUGAAGAGCACAAUUAUAUUCUUAUGAAGGAAUUUGUACCUUUGGAGUAUUAUUUGGUGGCCCGUGAACCUUUGUUAUUGUUACGGCUGAGUGUACAUUUUUGUUUUGUGGAGAAUGUUACCUGGCAUUAUGAUAAUAUAUUAUUUUAGUUAAUAUUUGUAUUUUAACAUGUUGCAUAGUAUAAGCUUAUGUACCUUUCCAAGACUAACCGAUAAACGUAUAAUGAACAAAGAUAUGUUGUAUGAGUUGUUUCUAUCAGAUUUGUAUUGUUUCCAAGGGAAAAGCUUGGAAGAAGUCAGUUCAAAAAUGCAAAGCUCAACGAUCAGAUUCACAGAUCCAAAGCUCUUCCCUUUGUUUAUAUUGUAAAUAUUUUUGAUUUCAUCAAAUUAUUUAUUCAUUAAAAGAAAUUUUUGUGAAGCACAGUGAAUGACAAUCAUUUUUAUGAAGCACAGGAAAUGACUGAUUGUAUGAUGUGACCUUGUGUGAAUUCUUUCUCAAUAAAUAAAGACCCGUGACCAGU